AUGGGCAGUCGGGCUGGCCAUUCGAAAUGCCUCGGCCUCAAAGAACAAGGCAACCGAAACGUGAGCCAGGCAGAUGCCUCGUCACCAAUCAACUCGAGGGAAUAG
This is a messenger RNA of Penicillium arizonense, 105 nucleotides long. RefSeq lists its product as uncharacterized. The record is from RefSeq and is a predicted model, not a curated record. The transcript has 3 exons. Bases 1 to 105 code for a protein of 34 amino acids. Lineage: Eukaryota; Fungi; Ascomycota; Eurotiomycetes; Eurotiales; Aspergillaceae.